Molecule: messenger RNA, 2790 nt
Organism: Drepanopeziza brunnea f. sp. 'multigermtubi' MB_m1
Lineage: Eukaryota; Fungi; Ascomycota; Leotiomycetes; Helotiales; Drepanopezizaceae
Biological process (GO): iron ion transport; intracellular iron ion homeostasis; copper ion import
Cellular component (GO): plasma membrane
Molecular function (GO): ferric-chelate reductase activity
Source: RefSeq, a predicted model, not a curated record
AUGCCUUCAAUAUUUGGACAGAUUUCUGCGAAAAGGGCUGGUUCCCAGACACUCGUUGAGAUUUCGAAGCGCAUAAACAUACCCCUCACAGCAACAAGUCCCCCAGGAUUAAUCGAAGCGAAUACAGUCGAUCCUUUUGAUAAGUCUGGUAAGUACGGGCUUGGAUGGACAUACUUCUGUUUGGUUCUGGUUGUGCUCGUAGGCGUUACAAGAUGUUACCAUCUCUGGACCGACAAACUGAGGCAGGCGAUGCACAAGCAUGAGGUGGAGCAACACAUGAUGACCUAUUCGCCCGACUCGGAUUAUGCCAUGGGAAAUAUUGUAACGGGAGGAACCGGGCAACAACUCUUCCCCCGGGAAAACGACGAGAAGUCUUUCGUUCUUACCAGAGGACAGUCGCACUGGUCCUCGUUUGGUUUUGUGAACGAUACGCUAGCUUUGUUCCGAUGGAUAUUUUACCGGCCAGUGCCUGAGAUAAAAUGGAAGAAGAGGAUGAUUCUCAGCUUCCCGUCUUUGGCAGUCAUUGCCAUCCUGGUUAUCGCAACGGCAUUCGUGACCCUCUAUUGCUUUCUACCUCAGCCGCUGUACUGGCAAAGCAUUCGAUACGGAUCUCCGCCACUGGCAGUCCGAGCCGGCAUGAUCGCAAUUGCAAUGACACCUUGGAUAGUCGCAACAAGCAUGAAAGCAAACCUCGUUACAUUUGUCACAGGAAUCAGCCAUGAGAGACUCGGCGUCUUUCAUCGAUGGGGCGGAUACCUCUGCCUGUUCUUGUCUUUGGUCCACACGAUUCCCUUCUACGUCCAGCCAGUCUGGGAGGAUGGCGGCAUGACCGUCUUCGCAAAGCUCUUCCCUCCCGGCAGCGGAAUCAUAUACGGCAGCGGAAUCGCAUGUCUUGUUCCGCUCGGAUGGCUAUGCACCGCAUCCUUACCAUUUAUCCGAUCCCUCGCUUACGAACUCUUCACUAUGCUACAUAUCCCAGCUGCAGCCAUUUACGUCGGUAUGCUCUUCUGGCAUUGCAGGAACUACCUUCUAUCACGGAACUAUCUGUAUGCGACCGUUUCCAUCUGGGCGUUUUCGUACUUUGUGCGACUGUUCAGCCUGAACUGGAUGAAGCCCUGGAGAAAUGCGUGGUUGAUCGGCGAUGAAGCUGCCGUUACUCUGAUGGCGGAGAAUGCCAUUAAGGUAACAAUACCGACCCAGAUGACCUGGAGGCCUGGCCAAUAUGUCUACCUCAGAAUGCCAGGAAUUUCGGUCUUCGAGAACCAUCCUUUCACGAUAUCGUCACUUUGCAGCGAAGACUUCCCAUCGGAGUACGGCGAUCUGUACAGAGACUGUACUCUGGUCUUCCGACCGUUUGGUGGGUUCACCAGAAGAGUGCUGGAAACUGCUAUCGAGAAAGGCCCAUUCAAGACGUAUCGUGCAUACUUGGAAGGGCCAUACGGUGGAAUGCAACGAGAACUGGCUGCUUUUGAUACAGUCAUUUUUUUUGCCGGAGGAAGCGGUAUCACAGCCAUUGUCUCACAACUGUUGAACCUCAUCAAGAGGAUGCGAGACGGCAAGGCUGUGACGAGAAAGAUUGAGGUUAUCUGGGCUCUGAAGAGACUUGAAUCCAUGGAUUGGUUCAAGGAAGAGCUCCGGAUUUGCAGAGAGUACGCUCCGCCGGACUCGGUGACCUGCCAGUUCUACGUGACAUCUGCAAAGAGGCAGCCGAGAAAUGGGGUGAGCGAGAGGGCACCGAGACCCAUUAGUACGGUCUUCCACGACAAGCUCGAUGGCUUCGUGGCUGGGAUUGCGCCGAAACGAAACUCGCAAUUUAUCCGGGAUGAAGCUCAAGGAGACGAGGAUCGUGAGAGAGAACUCAGACAGGAGGACGAAGACGCAAUCACUUCCCUCCCACACCCAAAACACUUACAGCACAAAGUGCUCCCACCUCUACUUCCACCAAGAGUAUUCUUCCCGCCACCGCCUCAACAGGCGUUUCGAGAAAACGCUACAGAGAAGCCCGAAGGCAAGGAAACAGAAAAAGCAAGCAUCGAAACCGAUAGCCACGAAGCAACCCGGAAAUUUCUCUCCCCCAACCUACGCCCAGGGGAGUCCCACUUGCCACCACCCUCUCCCCAGCACGACACACCACACUUCCAGUUCGCGCCUCCAUCUCCCGACCCCAACCGCCUGAGCAGCAUCAGCACAGGCUCCUACGCCCCGGCAAACUAUCCUCCGCCUCCUCCAGGACCGCCUCCCAACGUCCACAACAGAGCCGCGUCCAACACGCCCUCCGACUCCAACCCCAACUCGCGACCCCAAUCCUACAACAUGCCCUCCGAGCCCUUCCCACCCCCCCAAUCCGCAUUCGCCCCUCCUCCGCUAAGGUCCGAGCCAACACCGCCCGCAGCGGCACACACCCGACCCCACCCUAGCGAUCUCCACAUCCAGAUCCCAACCUCCCAUUCCCAGUGCCAGUCGCAGACCGCUUCCGCGAGCUUCGGCUUCCCGAGCACGCCGACCGAGUUCCAGAAGAACCUGAUGCGUUUCGCCUUCGUGGGCGCCAAGAAGAAGGAGGGCUGGUCGACGGAGUACGGUCGGCCGGAGCUGGGCUACAUGCUGAAGGAGAUGGCGACGGGGGGCGCGGAUGGGAAGGGCAUCUUCGGGCGCCGGACGUGCGUCUUUGUGUGCGGGCCGCCGAGCAUGCGGGUUGAUGUCGCGAAUACGGUGGCGCGGCUGCAGGCGGAUAUCUGGGGCGAUGAUAGCAAAGAUGAGAUUUUCUUGCAUACGGAGAAUUAUGCGAUCUGA